Messenger RNA from Lymnaea stagnalis (great pond snail), 1127 nucleotides. The record is from the annotation of a GenBank genome assembly. NCBI's taxonomy places the organism in Eukaryota, Metazoa, Mollusca, Gastropoda, Lymnaeidae.
UGCACAGCAGUAGGUAUGCUGACCCAUUUCUCUUGGCUGUGGAUGUUCACGUGGACGUUCGUCUGCUGCUUCCACAUGUUCAGAGUGUUCACGGCCAAGACCCGCUGCUCAUCCUCCACGUCACGUGGUCACACCGCCGAGCUGAUCAAGAAGUUGUUUUCAUCUUUAGUUUUCCCCGUUCUUGUGGUCACCGCGGUGGUUGUGUCAUCAGUGAUGACGUCGCCUGAUCAAAAUAGUGGCUAUGGUCAGGUCACCUGCUAUUUAAAUUCAACUCUACUCAUUGGUGCGUUGAAUAAGAACUUUUAAAAAAUCGGAAUUUUUGAACUCUUUGACCAGCCUAUUAUAUUAAUCAUCCAUUACAUUCAGUUUUUAAAAAAAACAACAACAACAACCUUUAUUGCGAUGAAAUAUAACCGUUCGUAUGUUAAGUGUAUGCAUUUCCUAUUUUCAUAGACAAUUGUAAUUUAUUGGUUCUAUAGGAAAUCAGGUCCUUGCUUGAACAUAUCACUUUUGGAACUCGUUUAUUUCGCAUCUGAAAUAAUACAUUUAAAUACUGUGUUUUGAGGAAAUUAAAUUAAUUCUAAAUUUACCGAUAUAUUAAAUGCAUUGAAUUUAUAUUAUAAACAGUAUUUUGAAAUAGUCUUGUUUUAUAUAAUAUUUGAGUCAAAUGCUUGACUACUUAACGUCACUCUUUCAGUUGACACUUUGUAAUUAGACAAUUAAAAUAUAUUACAAACUAUUUUUAAGUACAUAUUUUGUAUACGUAAUCCACAAACAGCUAUAAUUUUAAAAUGUCUAUAUCUUUAAGAGUUUUUUUUUCCUAAUGCCGAUAUAUGUAACCAAUCGUAAAAUUUUGCAGCUAUCACGCUAACAGUGGUGCUGCCGUCUUAAAGACAUAUCAAUGACGCUGUUUGAUGUUUUUGUCCCCACUAGGACUUUCUGUCGUCGCACCACUCGCUGUCGUCCUGGUCUGUAACGCCGUAUUGUUCACCAUAGUGGUGGUCCACAUUGAAAAGGUCAGGAAGCUGAACUUUUCGGAUACUUUUAAGAAGGAAGAUCGCCAAAACCUUUGCGUUUACCUCAAGUUGUCGUCCGUGACAGGAGCAUUCUGGGCUAUGGCUAUCAUA